Messenger RNA from Anopheles cruzii, 2282 nucleotides. RefSeq names its product lipid scramblase CLPTM1L. Gene Ontology annotation, cellular component: endomembrane system; membrane. Lineage: Eukaryota; Metazoa; Arthropoda; Insecta; Diptera; Culicidae. Bases 16 to 1695 code for a protein of 559 amino acids. The transcript has 7 exons. The record is from RefSeq and is a predicted model, not a curated record.
UGGCCACUCCUCAAGAUGAGGUUCCUAUCGCUGACAUCGAUAUGCGGCAUCGCUUUUCUGUGCUAUAUUUUGCAUUCCACGUACACAUUGGUUUCGUUGUUUCGGGCCCCACAGUGCACACCGGGCACCGGAACACCCUGCUAUCGGUCGCAGCUGACCAAGGGCAAGUUUUUGCAGCUUUCGCUGUACACAUCGCCAUCGGCAAAUCCUCCAAACGGUGCCAAGGUAGCUAAACUUGGCACCGUUAACCCCUUCGAUCCUUUCGUAGAACUCGAGCGAUCAUACACUUUUGCGCUGCCGAAGGAAACGCGUUCCAACGGGACACUGUAUAUGUUUGCCGUCUUGACGAAAGGGGCAAAGUCGCUUGAAUGGGACGCGGUUCGAAGUCAGAGCACCUCGGUGAUCAAGAAAUUUGGCCUCACGCACUACAUGGUACCGAGGACGGCGACAAUCAAUCUGCUGAACGAUAAGGUCGGUAGUAAAAAACCGAACAGGCUCGUGAACCAGAAGCGCAUCGCUCACAUUCGGCAGAAUGUGUUUCUGCACAUCAUCACGGAGGAUUUCUCCGUUUCGGCGCGAGACAUGCCGGCCGAGUUGGCACGCGAUAUCCGGAUCACACCGGACAACCUGGUGAUGCCGAUCAUACGGAGCGAUUUCUCGAAGGAAAAGCUGGCCGACCUGGUGGAGAUUGAUCCGGCGACGAAGGAGGCAACCAUCACGAUCCACUACGCACCGUGCUCGGCCGGAAAGAUUAAAAUGUUGGCACAAAUCGAGCGCGCCAUGUCGGACCUGACAGCGCUGGGUUUCAGCGAAAAAGACAUAGAUGAGGUAAAGUCCAUCUUUUCCGACACCAACGUGUAUCUGCUUUGCGGCACGAUCGUCAUUAGCAGUGUGCAUCUGCUGAUUGAUUUCCUGUCGUUUAAAAACGAUAUUCUGUUCUGGAAGCGUAAACGCCACUAUGCGGGGCUUUCGCUUCGGAGCACGCUCUGGCGUACGUUUAGCCACGUGAUCAUUUUCCUGUACCUGUUGGACGAAGAAACGUCGCUCCUAAUCCUGAUACCGACCGGCAUCGGCACCCUGAUUGAGAUGUGGAAGGCCAAGAAGAUCCUAAAGCUUGAAAUUAGCUUCCGAGGUGGCAUUCGCGUUCGAUCGGGACACGAUGGCAACGAUGUGCCGAACUCGAUCAAAACGGAAGAACGCAACACUCUCGCGUUGGACAAGGAAGCGAUGCAGUACCUGAGCUACGUGCUGUAUCCGCUGUGCAUUGCGGGAGCCAUUUAUUCGCUUCUGUAUCUUCCUCAUAAGAGUUGGUACUCGUGGACCAUCAGUUCCAUGGCGAACGGCGUUUACGCGUUUGGAUUCCUAUUUAUGCUGCCGCAGCUCUUUAUCAACUACAAACUGAAGUCGGUCGCUGCACUACCGUGGCGUGUUUUCAUGUACAAAGCGUUCAACACAUUCAUCGACGAUGUGUUCGCGUUUAUCAUUCCAAUGCCAACGGCCCACCGGUUCGCCUGCUUCCGGGACGAUAUCGUCUUUCUGGUCUAUCUCUACCAGCGCUGGUUGUAUCCGGUGGAUAAGACGCGCAUCGAUGAAGACGAACGAGUGCCUCUGCUGGACAAAGAUCAAGACGCGGCCAGCAAAGAGAAGCAAAAGAGCGACAAGAUUGGGGACAGUGAUAGCAAAAAAGAUAAUUAAACCUACGACUGUAGCAUUUAUCACGUUCCACACUUUCUGCAAUACUACGCGUUAGGGACUCUAAGAAUAUGAUCCGUUGUGAUGCACGGGAUAGGACAGUUAAAGUUCCAUUAACCGCAUACCCACAAAUGGUAAUCAUCAGUUUUGUUGAUGUAUUGAGCGAAUGUUCGUGAUUUCGUGAUCGUAGUUUAAAGCAGUUCGAGCCAAGCCUGAUAAUGAUCAUUCUUUUCUAAAUUCCAUAAAUUUCAUAGUGUACACACCUUUUUUACCAAUGAUUAUAUUCCAUUCUGUGAGCUGUGACCAGUUCUUUCUAAGCUAUUAUACACCGAUGGCAUUGUUUGUACACUACCGUCGAUGAAAGAAAAACUGUACAAGACAAUAAUCGAUAGAAUCUUUUAGGUCUUCCGAUUUUUUUGGUAAUGCAAAGUCCUUUUGGCAGUAUUUUGUUAAUAAUACAUUCCAUCCUUAUUCGUUGUCCCUGAAAAAUGAGAAAUGUCUCACUAAUGAGUUGUUUAAUAUGCUUCAGUUACAGAACCGUCCAAAAGCUAUAUUUCUUCCUCAAUAAAUACUGCUAUGCACAAUUUAGA